Messenger RNA from Caenorhabditis elegans, 1551 nucleotides. RefSeq names its product Defective in cullin neddylation protein 1 (gene dcn-1). Gene Ontology annotation, cellular component: nucleus. Lineage: Eukaryota; Metazoa; Nematoda; Chromadorea; Rhabditida; Rhabditidae. The transcript is spliced from 5 exons. The coding region runs from base 22 to 909 and encodes 295 amino acids. The record is from RefSeq and is marked reviewed.
GCUAACCACUACGUCUACACAAUGAAUCGACUGAAGUCCGAUCAAAAAACAAAGCUCCGGCAGUUCGUCCAGUGGACUCAGGUCACGGAAGCUGUGUCUCUCAACUUCCUGGCAAAAGCUAAUUGGAAUAUCGAAUACGCGAUGACUCUGUAUUUCGACAAUCCUAAUCUUUUUGCUGGAUCGACACCACAGCCGAGCGUUGAUAGGUCCAAUAUCGAGCGCCUCUUCAAUCAGUAUGUCGACCCAAAGGAUAAAGUUGGAGAAAAACGAAUGGGACCCCACGGAAUCAAUCGUUUGCUCACUGAUCUUGGCUAUGAAGCUACUGAUCGCCGGGUUCUUGUGCUCGCCUGGAAGUUUACUGCACAGACACAAUGUGAAUUCUCGUUGGAUGAAUGGGUGAAAGGAAUGACAGCUCUUCAAGCGGAUACUGUUCAAAAUUUGAGACAACGAAUCGAUUCGAUUAAUUCAGGACUGGAAUCGGAUAAGGCAAAAUUCCACGAGCUCUACCUAUUUGCCUUCAACUAUGCCAAAUCCGCCGCUUGCCGCAAUCUGGAUCUUGAAACUGCCAUCUGUUGCUGGGAUGUUCUUUUCGGACAACGAUCAACAAUUAUGACUCAAUGGAUCGAUUUUCUAUGGGCACAGGAGAACGCGGCGGCGUCUCGCCUCGCUCAGAACGUGGGCGCUUCCAAUGCGAAGCAAUUCAAAUCGGUGUGGAUCUCUCGUGACACGUGGAAUCUCUUCUGGGACUUUAUUCUUCUGAGUAAGCCAGAUUUGUCGGAUUACGAUGAUGAAGGAGCAUGGCCAGUGCUUAUUGAUCAAUUCGUUGAUUAUUGCCGUGAAAAUCUCAAUUAUCCAAAGCCAGGAAAUGCGUCAAAUGAUCAGCAAAUGGAGACACCAAGUUAUUAUUAGGACAAACAAUUCUAAAAUCCUAAAGUAUCCCAUGCUCAAGACUAUCUUCAAAAUAACAAUUCACACCGCCGGAACAAAUCGAUAAUGUCUUCAAUGCGGUCGUCGUCUCCAUCUCAUCCAUCAACUCUAUUUCUCUCUCAUCAUUUAAUCUCUUCUGAUCCGUUGUUUUUUCUCGUCUCCGGAAUCCCACUUAUUUCUUUUUGCCCAUCGUCUCUUUCUCUAUUCUAUCCCUCUCUCACCUAAAGGUUUUGUCUCUGUCUCCCAGUAUGCUCUCUGAUCCUAGUUGUCUCUCGCUACAUUUCCGUUACUUUUCGACCAUAUUACUCUCUCCCUCUGCACAUACUCUUUGACGGGUUGCUGCCUCAUUUCUCUAUCUCUCUCCAUCUCUCUUCUUCCAAGAAGAAGAUCACAAUGAAAAGUAGAAAAAUGAUAAAGUAUGGAAAAAGUUAAGAAUAUUUUUCAUUUGAGUAUUUAUGUGAAUCCUGUAAAUUUGAUUUUGAAAAUUUGCUCCCCCCUCCAUCAUUUUCUCAACUUUUCCAUUUUCUAUUCUUCAUUUAACCAUUUUUUUUGCCUUUCUUACAAAAACUCCAUAUGUGUUCACUAUGAAAGUAUGUACGUAUGCAUAAAUCAAUUCUUUUACAU